Molecule: messenger RNA, 1371 nt
Organism: Ostreobium quekettii
Lineage: Eukaryota; Viridiplantae; Chlorophyta; Ulvophyceae; Bryopsidales; Ostreobiaceae
Source: the annotation of a GenBank genome assembly
AUGCCCACGCCGCCGAGGGGCGAUGCCGCCACGCCGGAGCGCGCAUGCCGCGGGGGCGACCGGGACGAGGCGCCGUGGGCGAAGCGGCAGAAGUUGGAUGAUUCGGCCGAGAGGAACUGGGGGGCCAAUCCGCUGGGCGAGGGCGCCGGAGCGGCGGCGUUCGGCCCCGGGGAGGCCACCGUGGCCUGCAAGGAGGAGCCGGAGGAUGAGCUGGAAGACGGAGACUUCUUGGGCGACCCCUUAUUCAACGAGCUCGCCGUGGCACUGGGCCUGAAGCAGGAGGCUGGCGAGGCGAGCGGUGCGGGGUCGGAGCGCGAGUCGACGCCCGCGUGCGGCGGCCAUCCGGCGCAUCCGUCCGAAGACCCGGCGCUGGUGGAGCUGGGCACGCUGAGGCUGCCCUUCAAGGUCUGCAAGGGCCAGUCAGUUGCGGGGAUAAGCGGGCAGGCGAUCCAAUAUGCGGACGCUUCAAGGGUCACCACAAAGAAGAGCAUGGUGGAGAAACAUGCUGGCAAGCUCACUGUCUGGCACAUGCCCGAUUUCUGCAGUGAUAAGCUAGAGCUACUCCCCAUCCCAUGCCCCCCACAGUGCCGCAUCGACUUGCCUGCGGAAGUGGCUGUGAGGGUGACGUUGAUGGACUUCGAUGGGCUGGCCCAGGCGCGCUCUUAUGGUGUGAGGGUGGCCUCCAGGACCACUGCCACCGAGGUGGCAUGGGCACUGCAGCAGCAGCACAGCAUAGAGCUGCGAGUUGAUCAGACCCUCUUGCUGUAUAGCUUGCAUGACCACAAGAUUGUGACACAUGGAUCGCAAGAGCUGAGAUUGGACUUGGUGCACAACAAAGAUUACCCAGGGGCAGGCCCUGGCUUCAUUGCCUACCGAGUGCCCGUGGGGAAUAAGCAGGCAUUCAUUGCAGUUCGUCAUGAGAAUGCCAAUGUGAAGAAAGAUCCCACAGCACUUGAACUUGAAGGGACAUACUUUGGCACUCCUUUGCUUCUUCCAGUGCAUAGGAGUGCUCUCCUUGGGGGUCAAAAGGCUCGUACGGACAUUCUAGCGGCCGUUCGCCUGGCCUUGUCAGCCUAUCACUUCUAUGGCUCGGUUACUGAGAUGGAGGAUGUACCAUUGGUUUUCAAGGGGCAUGCCAAUCCCCACCUGUUUCCAAAUGGCAAGGCCAUCGCCAAGGACAUUGAAGUGCCACUCUCCAACUGCCCAUACCUCAAGGCAGUGUUUGUGGAGGAGUCUACAGUAACAUGCUCAGUUGGGUAUGUCACAGUGCAAUGGGAUCCAAGGAGGCUUGGGGACAGCUUUGAUCUGGACCAGUUCAACUCCCCUGCCCUUGACAGCAGCGUGGCAACUGUGGAUGUUGAAGGUACCUAG